Lampris incognitus (smalleye Pacific opah) is the source of this 3244-nucleotide messenger RNA. Its product is annotated as myosin light chain kinase, smooth muscle-like. Gene Ontology annotation, molecular function: protein binding; ATP binding; protein kinase activity. Bases 65 to 2317 code for a protein of 750 amino acids. The record is from RefSeq and is a predicted model, not a curated record. The transcript has 14 exons. Gene Ontology annotation, biological process: protein phosphorylation. Lineage: Eukaryota; Metazoa; Chordata; Actinopteri; Lampriformes; Lampridae.
ACAGGAACUGAUCACGGGCUUUUUGAAACUCUUGUUAUUCUUCUGUCAAUGCUUCAACUCCAGGAUGAACAAGGGUGGUAGGACCCCAAAGACAUAUGUGUCCACGUUCCGGCUGGACCUCAAGCCUGCCAGGCCUUGCUGUGCAGAAAUGCCCAAAGAAAAUGGACUUGAUCCCAGCAAAAGGAUGGUUCUUGUAAACAGCGAGUUGGGAAUCUCAUCCUCAACAGGAAGAAAGGAAGUUCCCAGGAGGAGCAAAGAAGGGCCACCUGGGGAGUUCACAUACAGGGAGGUGAAACCUGCAGGCACGCAGCACCGUUCAGCAUCUGAAGACGAGAGCUCCCACAGAGAAGAAAAGGAGACAGAGCGGAUUGUGGCGUUUUUAGACUCCCCUGAGCAGGCUGAGGUGCGGGUGGGAGAACAGGUCCGACUACACUGUGCGUUCAGGAGCGUGUGUGUCCCGGUGGCCUGCUGCUGGAUUCAUAACAGAAAGAGGGUGGUUGGUGCAGGGCCGCGGACCUGUGUCCAGAGCAGUGAGGCUGAGAGCAGCGUGAAGAUAUCUCAGGCCUGUUCAGAGGACGCAGGCUCUUACACUGUGGUAGUGCGAAACCGACGAGGCACUGCCCAGCAUACAAUCUCCCUCGGUGUCAUCGACCGUCCCCAUCCUCCAUCAUCUCAGCCUGUCAUCUCCCAGCUGUCCACCCAGUCAUUAGUCCUGUCCUGGACGGGCCCCGGCUAUGACGGAGGCUCCGCUGUCUUGGGCUACAUAGUGGAAGUCAGGCAAGAGGGCGCUGACAAGCCUGGGAUCUGGACUGAGCUGACCACCCGCUGUAAGAACACAUCUUACCGUGUACAUUCAGGCCUGGAGGCCUUGGGGGAGUACUGCUUCCGCGUCAGGGCCUAUAACGCUGCAGGUGUCAGUGAACCAGGCCAAGAGUCCGACUGUGUCAAGAUGGCAUCUGCAAGAGAAAAGAAAGGGGAACCCAUAGAGUACAUCACAGUGGUCACUGACACCACACAUAAAGUCAAGGACCACUACAACGUGCAUGAGAAGUUGGGAGUAGGAAAGUUCGGCCAGGUGUUUCGGCUGACCCACAAGGAGUCGGGUCAGGAGUGUGCGGGGAAGUUCUACCGAGGCCAGAGCUCCAAGGAUAAGACGGCAGCCCGAGAAGAGAUUGAACUGAUGAACUGUCUCCACCACCCUAAACUGGUGCAAUGUCUGGCGGCCUAUGACACGCGCUCUGAGCUAGUCAUGGUCAUGGAAUACAUUGCAGGUGGGGAGCUGUUUGAGCGCAUUGUGGAUGACAACUUUGAGCACACAGAGCCAACCAGCGCCCGCUACAUGCAGCAGAUCCUGGAGGGCAUGCAAUAUGUCCACAAGCAGAACAUUGUUCACCUCGAUCUCAAGCCGGAGAACAUCGUUUGUGUGGACACUACUGGAACGCGAAUUAAGAUCAUUGACUUUGGCUUAGCCAGUAAACUGGAGCCAGGUAAAAGGCUGAUGGUUAUGCAUGGGACACCUGAAUUCGUGGCUCCUGAGGUGAUAAAUUUUGAGCCUGUGGGUCUGAAAACUGACUUGUGGAGCAUUGGAGUCAUCUGUUUCAUCUUGCUAAGUGGUGAGUGUCCCUUCCAAGGGAACAACGAUGCAGAAACGCUGGCCCUGGUCACCGCUGCCCACUACGAGUUUGAUCAAGAGAGCUUCGAGGCCAUCUCUGACCAAGCCAAGGAGUUCAUUAGCGCCCUGCUCAAUAAAGAUCAGAGAUGCCGGCUGUCGUGUGACAAGGCCCUGGCCCACCCCUGGAUGGCCUCUUUCACCGCUCUGAAACUCGGUCCCACCAAAUCCCUCAACAAGGGGAAGAUGAGACGUUUCCUGGCCAAGCGCAAGUGGAAGAAAACAGGCAAGGCUGUUCUGGCCCUUCAGCGGAUGGCUAACCUUUCCAACAGACCAGACUCUCCUGGCAGCCCCACAGACGAGUCUUGCUGGAGUGAAGAGGCAGAAGAGGCCAUCCAGUCCCUCGACAAGCUGCUCCAUAUUGAGCCUCGGUUCCCGCGGCCCCUGAAGGACGCCACGCUACCAAAGGGAGCUACUGCCAAGCUAACAUGCCAUGUCAAUGGCUACCCACCACCAGAGGUGGAGUGGCUUCAGAAUGGGGAACUGGUGGGCGAGUCGUCCAGAGUGACCUUGGAGCAAGAUGAGGAUGGCGUCUGUUCUCUGGUCCUUUCUGACCUGGGGCCCUCUGACUCUGCGGUUUACAAGUGCAGGGCCACCAAUGUCCUGGGCAAAGCAAUAUGCUCUGCCAAACUGACGGUGGAGCUGUAAAGGGAAGAGACCCGAGGCAAACCAGUGAAGGUACUGGUGGUGCCCGGACAAGUGUGACAAUAGUUGCCCUCAUUUAGAGGAGGACUCCUCUUGGCGAUUCUAGAAGGAUUUUCAAUGGAAUUAUGAUAGCCCUGGACAUUUGCAUUGGCUGUGAACUCUAAGAUGGAAAAACAAGCAAGCAUGCAGCUGCUUCAACCUACUUUCAAGGGGAAUAGACUUCAAUGGUCAAAGGAUUGGGUUUUGGCACAACCACUCAUCUUUUUGUUACACACAUCACCUGUUAUCACUUCGACUGUUUUCUUUAGUAACUGUUAUGCUGGGUUAUAAACACACAGGUGGUUCAAAUUAAAACGAUAUACUAUUGUAAUUACUUGGCACUGUUCACUGCACCAUUUUUGUCAAAACCCUUUUGAUUUUUAAAGCUUUUGUUUUUUAAUGCUUUUAUACAUUUCAGUUUGAUUGGAAAUAAAAUGGAAACUUGGCAUUAGACUGAAUUUUAAACACUACAGCGUUGUUUUGAAACGAUUCACCCCAUGGUAAUGAGCCAAUGUCCACAAUAAAGGUAAAUGAUGUUCUCAGAAAGGCAUAUGGUGACGAGUCGUUUAAAAUCACUGUUCGUUGUCCCUGUGGAAUGGCCACAAACACAUGUCUAAUUCAUGGAGCACCCACUUCCCUCAGGUAUAUUUAAGAUGAGUUGUAUGGAAAAAUAACAUUUGAAAUAAGCUGUGUGUUUGUUGCUGAACUUCUUACCUAGAGUUUUCUUUAGUGUACAGAGGUCGAUGCCAAAGACCCAAGUCAAAACAAAUUUGUUUCUGGGUAACAAUUUGUAAUAUUGGGCUAUACAAAUUGACUUAACAUUGCUACAGGGCAGCUAGCUAGCUAGAUGGAUACUGACCUACUUAAUUACUUUCAUUUUGUAUUUGAAUG